AUGGGGAGGACGACGUGGUUUGACGACGAUGGGGUGAGGAAAGGAGAGUGGACGGUGGAGGAAGACCGGAUGCUCGUGGCUUACAUCAACGAAUACGGUCUCGGGGACUGGCGUACCAUGCCUAAGAGAGCCGGUCUGCAGAGAUGUGGAAAGAGUUGUAGAUUAAGGUGGCUGAAUUAUUUGAGGCCUGGAAUUAAAAGAGGCAAGUUCACUCCUCAGGAGGAAGAAGAUAUCAUCAAAUUCCAUUCUCUUCUUGGAAACAGGUGGGCAGCAAUAGCAAAGCAAAUGCCAAACCGAUCAGACAAUGACAUAAAAAACCAUUGGAACUCAUGUCUAAAGAAAAGACUCGUUAGAAGCGGAAUCGAUCCCAUGACCCAUAAGCCAGUCGUCACCGUCGCCAAAGCCACUUCCUCCUCAACGACGUCGUCUCCAACACCGACUCCAUCUUCGUCCUCUUCUUCUUCUUUUUCCUCCACAAGCUCUGCACGUCUACUUAACAAGCUUGCUGCUGGAAUCUCGUCGAGAAAACAUGAACUCGAUAGGAUCAAGAACGUUAUCAUGUCGGAACCAAGACAAGCCGUUGAAGAAGACAAGAUGAUGAUAGGCAAGGAAGAUGAGGAAGUGACUGGUUGUUCCAUGGAGAUCGAUGAGAAUCUGAUCAGUACGACUUCGUCUUAUGAGUACUUAACGUGUGACUUCACUCCUACGUAUACACCUGGCUUCGUCGCUGCUUUUGAUGACUACUCAUUAGUUGAGCCAUAUGAUCUAUAUCGAUCUGAUUUCUAUCAUGAGACCAGUGAUGAUCAACUUGACCUGUUCCUCCUUUGA
Molecule: messenger RNA, 828 nt
Organism: Brassica napus (rape)
Lineage: Eukaryota; Viridiplantae; Streptophyta; Magnoliopsida; Brassicales; Brassicaceae
Product: myb-related protein 308-like
Source: RefSeq, marked provisional